AUGGCUGAAAUAAAUGUGUACACCCUGACAGUGGUGUCACUGGUGGGGUGAAAGGGGGCGACGAUUCUAAGGGCUCACUGCACAGCUCAGGUUUAUUUUAUUUAUUGUAUGAAACGGGGGUUGGGGAAGGAAUUCCCAGCAACGCCCCAAGACCGCGUUCACGCCACACUUUCUCAGCGCUGGGAAAUGUUGUGACAAUCACCAAACAUGCCAAGUUUCUUCCACUCUGACCACAAGAUCACUAAUGUGAACUUACAUAUAGCAUUGGUGUGUGCGUGGAUGAAGAGCGCCGAGCUAAAACAAAUGAAAAUAUGACUGGGACGUAGGCUACUUUUUGUGAGCGUCAGAUCCAACACGGUGCUGAAUGCAAGACCUAAGCGAAACUCCUAACGGGAUUAUAGCGUCGGUUUGGUUUGCCCCCUUUGGAUUUCGGAUUUAUCGGCUGUUUUGGAAUGGAAGGCCGGGACUUCGGCCCUCCUCCGCCGCUGCUCACAGAGCGAGGCCCGUUGGCUCAUCGCGUCGCCUCUCGGAUCACUGCUGCCGGCCACGCAGCCGUGCAGCACCCCGCUGCCUUCCAACCCGGGAAAUUCUACCCCUCACACAUCCCCAUACCUUCACAAUCAGGCACAGGUCUAAUGGCAAACUCCUCUGCUUCAUUCAUGGGCACUUUCCUGGCCAGCAGCUUGGGCUCACCUCCAUCCCACCCCUCUGGACCCCCUUCCUCUCCUUCUUCUCCCCCUUAUCGCAGUGGACCCCACUCCAGCGCCCACUCACAGAUCUGGUUCCCACACCCACAUGAAGCCCCAGGGUAUUCCCGCUUUUCUGGAAGUCUGGCCCCCACCUUUCUACCCAUGAGCCCCUUAGAUCACCAUGGAAACAGUAGUGUUCUCUAUGGACAGCACCGAUUCUACAACACUUCAAAAGAUUUCUAUAUCAGAAGCCUUUCAUCACAGCCCCACCUUCUCUCCACCAAUCACACCUUACAGUCACUGACUCGGACCACCCCUAGCCACCCCCUUAGCUCUUGUAGCCGGGAGCGAGACCCUGGGGGAGGUGGGCAAAUCCAUAAAAGCUCUAAAGAGUCAGAUGUAGGAGAGCCUGCUAUAGCAGUUGUAGGAAAAGACAGAGAGAAAAGCAAACUGGAAGUGAAAGAUCGUCAGCGCCAUGAUCCACCUUCACCAACUGCUCACCAACACCUCCAUCCUCACCACCAUUCUCAGCUGCACCCUUUAGGGCCGGAGGAAAACCCCAAACACAAAGAUGAUCCAAAGCACCUGAGCACCUGCCUCCUUUCUACCAAGAACCAUAAUGGCCCUCAUACAGGGACAGCAGUAAGGGGCUCCUCCCUACCCAGUUGUGUAGGUCCAGGUGCCUUGAGUUUAGGAACUGGUCCAAAAGGGGGUGGAGGUAAUAUCUGUUGCAAAGAGGUGAGUGGUGAGAUGCGAAUCAGUGAACCUCCAUCAGACUGCCUGCGCCAUAGUGCAAUGCUGGGCCAUACCCAUCCAGUACCUUACGCUAUGCCUCCUCACCUUGGCCUUGGCUCAGCAGUUGGAGGAUCCUGGCCACAUCCUAUUCACCCCCACCAUCACCACCACCAUCAUCCACAUCCAGACAUUUACUGUUCCCCUGCACCACUAACCAUGUCCUCUGCACAGGACAAAAGUCUAACUCCUGGUGCAGGCAGGGACCAUAAAUUCAUAGGGCCCACAUUUGUGCCCUCUGUGGGACCUUUGGGUGAUAAGAGCAGUGGGCCAUUCCAGCUAGUUAACUCUCAUUGUCGAGGUCUAAGAGGGAUUGUUGACGAAGCUGGAGGAGAGGGAAUAGGGAAAGCCAAAGCUUCAGAAAAGAGUAGUAAUGGGGGCAGAAUAGCUCAUCCUACCAUAUCUUCCCUCCCAACUCCUAGUACCUGUCAUAAAAAGUCUUCACAUCAACAGCAGCAGGAUGUCUACAGUAAAGUGGACAAGGAUCCAGACUGGUCUCUAGGCCCACAUUCACAUUUACCACAGCAGGCACAGCAUGGUCAUGAUCACCAGCCGCAUUCCAAUCUCCCAAACCACUCCUACAGCUCAGAGGCUGCUGAGAAUUCCUCAGAGACAGAUGUUUAUCAACCCUCCCUGCCGCAGGGAGCCAAAGAUAGCUGCCAGUCUAAAAGCAGAUCUUAUGCCAGCACUCCACCUUUUCGGGACUGUUCACACUUAGGUUCACCUCAUAGAAUUAUAUCUGAAAACAAGCCCAACAAUGAAAGUGGGUGUACACUUCAGCGGGACAGCCAGAGGAUUGCUAGGGUACACCAUCACCAGCAAAACAGCAAGACUGGAAUUCAAGGUCAGGAUCCAGAUUUGGGGCCAAGCAGCAGUUUUAGAGAUAGAAGAAAACAAGAUGUCGAUAUUGCAGCACAAGUGUACUCUGGGCAUCAGGCAGGUUCUUCUUGGGAAAUGCGAGGUCAGCAAUCUCAGCCUGACAAUGAGAAAUGCAAAGCAUAUGACUGUUUUGGUACAGGAGAGCAGGGGGCUCACCCUACUUUCACUGCCCACCAGCAGUCCUCAAUAGGCCCUCAUGGGCCAGAAAACAGUGCAAUGAAUAACCUGAUGAAGUACAGCAACCAUCAGCCACACCUGCCUGCCCAGAAAAGCCCAUUUGGAGGACUGGGUAGCCUAAAGCAGGGAGCAGCAAAUGGAGAGAAAAUCGACAGAAGUGAGAAGAAUCGAGGGGGUGCAAUUUGUGCCCAUCAGGAGGGCAAGCAAACUCUGCCUUCAAGGAGGGCCUCUUCCUCUGGGGAGAAUGAGCGCUCUGAGCGAGCAGGCCGUGAUUCCUGUGAGGGGGAGGGGGAAGUGAGGCAGCCCCCUGUGGGUAUUGCUGUGGCAGUCGCCAGGCAGAGAGAGCCUCUGCGCCGCCCACCAGACAGGCCUGCCACCCACAGCCGCCAUGGCAGAGUGCUGCCCAGCAUGAAGGGUAUUGGGCGCUCUGUAUACCCUGUAGAAAGGGAGGUGGAUGAGGAAAGGAAGAGUAUAUCUGAGGAGCAGCUGUCUCUACCUCUGCUGGACAGAGAAAGAGAUCUUCUGCUCAGGGAGAAUAAGGACUUAGUUGAGUUUGCCAGGAUCCACCCUUCCAGCAGUUGCCAUGGUGACCUGACCUCUCACCUCAUCAUGCCAAGCGGGAGUCAGUUAGGAGCUGAUCCAUCCGUACAUCCAACUCAUCACUGGAUGCCUCGGACUGGAAGUCCAUCCCUUUGGAUUGGACACUCGUAUGGUCUGAGUCAUGCUGCUCUGCACCAAAACCUGCCCCCAGGCUUCUCUGCAGCUAUGCCCAGCCCUCUGCAGCCUGUGCUGCCCCUUCCUCAGGACCCAUCUCCUGCCCUAGUAGUUCUGCCCACUGAGCCUGCUGCACACCCUGCAACCCACCAUCUAGAUGUAAUGGAGCAACAGGGAUUAUGGCCCUCAGUGUAUGGGGCUCGAGGGCCUGCUUCUCACAUACAGCAUUCCUCGGUCUACUCCCGUCAGUUUCUACGGCAACAAGAGCUCUAUAUGCUACAGCAUCAUCAGCACCAGCAACACCACAGAGCAGCACAGGCAAUGGAGCUGGCACACAGGCAAUCACAUUCUCAGAGGAAACCUGAGGAUACCCCUAAUGAACUGGAUGAAGGGCCCCCUGAGCCACGUACCCUAAAAUCAGCAAAACCUUUCUCCUACUCCUCCACCAGUAAAAGCCGUUCCUCCUCCUCUCCAGGGGGAUGCGCUUCUCGUCUGUCACCCUGCUGUCACUCACCAGCCCCACGACCCCAUCCUAAAAGCACUCUGUGCACCCCCUGCCCAGAGCCAAGCCCAGCUGUAGCAGCACCCUGCUCUCCUGCACUCAGCCCUCAUGUCACCCCUCACCUUCCAAAAGAAGCUGAAUCCCAGGACAAAAGAGGAGAAGGCCAGCCACUCCAGGACUACCCUCACUCUCUGGAGCCUGAUCUUCCACCAGGUUAUACUUAUCCUGAUAUUGCAAUUGGUUACAAGGCCAGUCCAUCUCCACAAGAAGUCCAGUUAGCUGAACAUGCAGACCUGGAGGCAGAACAAGCAGAACCUGCUGAACCAGCACCCCAGCCACUCUCCCUUUCCACAAUGGGGGAGGAACCUGUGUGCCAGGAAGCAGAAUCCCCUACUUCUACUGCCCAAGUAGGACCCCAAGUCGAGGAUGUCCAGGUGGAGAAUAGGUUGAUGGCAGAAAAAGAAGAGUUGGAUGAAGAACAGAAGGGUAUUACCUGCACAUCUACCUCUCCCUCUUCACCUGUAUGCCAACAUCUUUCCAAAUUCCCCUGCCAGGAUGCUUCACCUUUGGAGGAGGUACAAAUGGAGGUAUCUAAUGCCCUCACCCCUGAUCAGCCUGGUUUUUUAGAAGUCUUGGACCCAGUCAAGGAGGUCAAAACUCAGGAAGAAGAUAUUGUAAAUUAUGUCCAGGAUCCACCUGCUGCUUCCAGUGAGCUCUAUUCUGUGAUGCAGACUGAGGAUAUUAAAGAAAGAACUAAGAAAAUUUGUACAUCACCAAGUACAUUUACAGAACAGGAGGUCACUCAUCCUUUAUCACCCUCUUCUCAUUGCUCUGAGCUUCCUGCUCUGGGUAACCAGUAUCCUGGAUCCUGCAUUUGGAGUCUGGAGCUUCUAAUUGCAGCAGCUUUCUGUGCCACAAGAGAUGCCCAGAUGGCUGCCCCAGUGGCGGUGCCUGCAUGUAUAGCACCCCCUCAAAAUGGCAUGGCACUUCUGAGUGAGCUUGCUGAGCUAGAGAGAAAACAGCAAGAGAAGAACAGCAACAUGGAAAAUGCAGGAAAAGAGAGACUGCUAAUUGACCUAGAGAGUCUGGCAACCCUUGCAACUGCACGAGCAUUAGAAGUGACUCCACCCAACACUACAGAGUCUUUCCCUCCUUUACGUCGUACACUUAACAUGCGCAGGAAGUGGAAAUGGACACCACAACAUGAACCGGCAUGUCCAGUGAAGAGUAUAAUGGAAACAUUAGACAGGGAGGAGCUUGCGAUGAGGGUGCAGCUGGCUGAGCUGCAGCGGCGCUACAAGGAGAAACAGAAAGAACUGACCAAGCUUCAGAGAAAACAUGAUCAUCAAAAAGAGGAUACCUCAAGAAGCCCAGUUCGCAGAGGCCCUGGCAGACCACGGAAACGCAAGCCCACCGCAGGAUCAACUACCCCCACAGAUACAGUCAAGAGGGUCAAGUUGGUGGGAGCAGCAUCAAGCCUGCUGGCUGCAGAGGAAGAGCUUGCUGGGGGCGGGGAAAAGCACACAAAGAGGAAGAAGAUGGCCAAUAGUUCCUUCUAUCAUGUUAGUGGCACACAGGCUCCCUGUAGGCAGAGAGGCAGACCAAAACUGCUGAGCUCCAAGAUGUCCCAGCUUAAGCAACAGGCCAGUGCCAAGCGUGACUCUAGACUAGAGAACAUAUUUUGUCAAAUAGAGAAGCCUGCUUCUGGCUCGUCAGCGGAGCAGAGACACAGAAACCUGAUUGGACGUCAAAGUGAAACAGGGAACACUGAGACAACAUUGCACCAGAAUUUAGAUGGCCAGAGAAUAAUGAUACAGAGAGGAUGCAGGUCCAAGAUCAGCCAUGGCCAUGCCUCCUCUACCCUGUACACUCGAAGCCAGCAGAUGAUGCCCAACAAGGUCUUAACCAAUAGCAAGCAGGAGGUGACAGGAAAGGACAAUUCUUCCUUCGACAGCGAGUUGUCCGAGCCAGAAGAGGAAGAUGAUGGCAUCUAUGACAUCGAAGAAUUGCCAGAGGACAUCAAAAAUGGAUCUUCUAAAUCACUACAGUCUGGAGCGUGUGCUCCCCCCUCUUCCACAGUACAGCUGUCUAUUGGCCAGAAUUCCAAAUGCAACAAGAAAAGACAAGGAUUUGGGUCUGUCACCGCCUUGCUUGCUAAAGGGGAAAUGAAGCACAGGAAAAGGGCCCCCUCUAGACCAUCGCUGCUCAGUGAAGACAGGAAUUGCCUACUGGUGAAGAAGAGACUAAAUGCACUCAGGUGGAGAGGGGUUUCACAAGAGAGCAGCUUACAUCGUAAUAAGGAUCUCAAAAGCUUUCCGACUCCAUUGGAAAGGACAGCUAGGAAAAGUUCUGUAGCCUUUGAAAAGAGGAGAAGCUGCUUGCUAGGAACUGUGUCAUCUCAGAUUGAGAAUAUUAACUGGAACAGAAAGUUGAAAAUCAAACAGAAUGCCAAAAGGCGAGGCAUGAGGCAGCUGCUAGAGACCUUUGCUGCAGAAGAGGGAUUCCGCAUGGAUGAUGACAGCAGUUUCUCUGAAGGGGAGGAGGAGCUGGAAGAAGAGGAGAAACACAAGAUUAUAGUGCCAGCCCUGCCUAACUGUGUCCUUACCAAAGAUGCCCUGCAAGAUGGGCUAAAAGUGUUGAUCUCCAAGGAGGAUGAGCUGCUUUAUGCUGCCUAUGUACACACGCUGGACUUACCUGACAUUUACAGCAUUGUCAUUGAAGGAGAGAGAGGAAACAGGCCAAGGAUCUACUCUCUGGAACAGUUGCUUCAAGAAGCGGUGUUAGAUGUGCAACUGGAGACAGUGGAUCUACUUACUGAUGGAACAAGAGUGUGUGCAUACUGGAGUGAGCGCUCAAGGUGCUUGUAUCCAGGAUAUGUUCGUAGAGGUGGUCCUGGAGAUGAGCAGAAAGAAGGCUCUGUCAUGGUCGAGUUUGAUGAUGGAGAUCGUGGCUGGAUUUCCCUUCCUAACAUUCGCCUUCUUCCACCCGGUUACCAAAUAUAUUGUGCAGAGCCUUCACCAGCUCUCUUGGCAUCUCCAACUCGUCGCAGACGGAAAAGCUCCACUCAGGAGAAGAGCUCUCAGCAGAUUGAUAUUUCUUGUGAAUGGCAUGGCAACACAGAACCAGGGAAAACAAUCAAGGCCAAGCCAGGAAGACCCAAAUCUGUCAGUUUGUCAACAAAAUGUGGUGUGUCUGAGAAUGUAACUGGGAGUGCCUCCUCUCUUCUUACCUGGCCGUCUGUCACCAUGUCUAGAAAAAGACCAUCUCUGGAUUUGUUCCACUUCAAUGGGCUGUCUAGAAAAACUGCAAAAGAGAAAGAGACAGACACGUUCCCCUUGCUUGGCUCCACUAUGGGUACACCAGCUAAGGGUAUCUUUAGCACUUCCUUCGAGGUGGAUUCUUUUAGUAGCAUUGCUAAUGGCUUUACAACCUUUGGUAAUCAACAACCUACGUCUGGGUUACAUCUUGGUCAGAAGAGCACUUCAAAUGUUCGGGGGAGAAAGACGGGAGACCGGAAAGAGUACCUCAUCAAAUUGGACCAUGAAGGAGUAACCUCUCCGAAGACAAAAAAUGGAAAAGCACUCAUGCUUCUUGGAAAUGGGGAGUUUGAAUCUAGAGGGGGGAGAAUGGAGAAAGGCUCUAGGAAUAAAAAUGUAGUCGAAACAACCACUCAUAUGGAUUGCUCCCAGUCAGUGUUACUAAUGAAGGAUGACAAGAGAAGUAGUAGCCACCUCCUCAAGAAUUCCUCUGAUAUGCGGAAACAUUCUCAGGGUCUAGGGCUUGGUGAAUAUCCAGAUUAUGUGUUGAACUGCCACAGCGAUUGUCUUAGCUCCUACUCAGACAUGGAUGAAGAUGAAGAAGAUGAAGAAGAUUCCAGAAGAACAGCGAUGCGCAACCCUAGGCGCUUUCUCUCUCAUCUGUCCAUUUCCUCCUCUUCCUCAGGUUCCUCAAGCUCAUCAUGUUCAGGCUCACUGUCAAGUUCUAGUGCCUGCUCUUCUGACAAUGACUCCUCCUACAGCUCAGAUGAAGAGGAAGCAUCUCGACUUCUCUUGCAGGGUUGCCUGUCCUCCCAUCAUGCAGUGCUUCAAAAACAGCAACAGCAACAUCCUGAGCCAACAACUACCCCACCACAACACUCCUUUAUUGCCAAAGCCAUGGGUGUGACCAGCACAAAAUCCAUGGUCAGCAAUGGUACAGGCAAGCAUCAAAGGAGAAAGGAGAUUCCCAGCAACUCCCUGUCUACAGCACAAACCAAAUCUUCCAAAGACUGUCCUAAAAAGCAAAAGACAGACAGUCCACCCAACUCGUCUGCAUUUGUACCAGCACGUCAGCUGUGGCGGUGGUCUGGAAACCCCACUCAGAGACGAGGUCUAAAAGGAAAAGCACGGAAACUUUUUUACAAGGCCAUUGUCCGGGGUAAAGACAUAAUCAGAGUGGGUGACUGUGCAGUAUUUUUGUCUUCUGGCCGCCCUCACCUUCCUUAUAUUGGCCGCAUUGAGAGCUUGUGGGAAUCUUGGGCCAGCAAUAUGGUUGUGAAGGUAAAAUGGUUUUAUCAUCCUGAAGAGACUAAACUGGGCAAAAGGCACCGAGAUGGAAAGCAUGCUCUUUAUCAGUCUUGCCAUGAGGAUGAAAAUGAUGUCCAGACCAUUUCCCAUAAGUGUCAGGUGGUUAGCCGAGCUGAAUAUGAGCACCUUAGCUGCUUGAGGAAGCCCAGCAACAACAGCCAGGACCUUUACUACCUGGCAGGAACAUAUGACCCUACUAGUGGCCAGCUGGUGACAGCUGAAGGAGUAUCAAUAAUCUGCUAGAGUUCUGGCAUAUGACUACUGAAGAAGUUUUUCCUUCUUGAUGAGGGGAUAGCUAAAGGGCUGACAAUCAAUUUCUACUGUGAUCAGAAUGGUCUCAGCUCAAAGCCCCUUAAUUGGACACUAAACUAGCACUCCAUGGAAAAAAGAAAAGGAAGUUCUACUGGUCUCCUUGUAGCCAUGCCUCACUGGGUGACAUCUGGGCUGACACCUUCACAACUCAACAGCCAAGAAAAGAGGAUUUAGUUCUCAAUGAAAAUAACGAGGCACUGGACACAUUCUAAGCAAGAUUAUAUUAAUUUAUAUUAACCUUGCUGUGGAAAAUAUUUCAAUUUUGCUCUUCUGGAAGCCCUGAACAGAGCUGGGUUCGCUUUAGACUGAACAUCAUCAGAUCAAGUUCAUCAGGACUAUUUUUUUUAUUUUAUUUUUUAUUUUAUCUCAGUUGGACCAAAACAUUUGCAUGGUGUGUGUGAAUGUGUGUGUGUGUGUGUGUGUGUGUGUGUGUGUGUGUGUGUGUGUGUGUGUGUGUGUUUGUACAGAGUAUGGCCACAAACAGAAGGAUCUGGGUGUCAUGCUGUUGACUUAAACCUUUAAGGAAUUAAGUUGAGAGUCAAUGUAUUAGGUGUACAAUCCAUUCUUUUGACACCUUCUGGGCAUCCAGGGAUUUUCCAGGAAUCAUUUUUAAUGCCCAGUCAACUGAACAUGAAAAUAAUUUUAAUUUAAUGUUUAAAUUAAUUUUUCAAGCAAGCCAUACACUUCAGUACCUCUUACUUGCUGUACCUUUUAUUCAGGUGUAUAGUUGUACAAUUGUUUUAUUUUAUGUGUGUAAAUAUAUAAAUAUAUAUAAAAGGUAUUAAUGUAAAUAUAAUAUAAAGGAAGAGAGAACUAUAUUCCUCUUUUUGCGCUUGAUUGUGUUAUUUUUUUAAUGAGAACUGUUUGAUUGGGAAUUUCUUAUUUUCUUUUCUUUUAUUUUAUGUUUUGCUUUGGAGGGUUGUGUGAUCCACAAAUCACCAGCUCAGCACUGUACAUGACCUGUUUUUUUUAAAACAGGUCAUAAUAAGUUAGUAUAUUCAGUAUACUGCAUAAGUGUGGCUGAACAGUCCACUGGGUGACUAAUGCAGAACGGGCCAUCUGUGUCCACAUAAUUGUUAUCUAUUCCACAUUUGUUUUUGCAAUUUUCAUUUAGAGCCUCCAGAAUUCAUUUGUGUAUUGCAUUGCCCUCUGUGUGGGUUAUAGGUUGAACAAAUGCAACAAAAGCCUUUGUGGCACUUUUGCACUUCAGUCAUGCAAGAUGAUGUGUUGCCAAUGCAUCCAUGUUUUGCCAGAUCCAAACAGUGUGUCAGUAAAAAGUUACUGUAUUAGUAAAUAGAUAGCUAAUGUAAGAAAUCUGGCCUCCCAAGCAGAAACCAAAGCACCUCUAAGGGAUAUUUUACAGAUUGCAAUAAAUGAAUGAAGUCUGUGUAAAUAGAUUAUAAGGUAUGGGAGACCUGCAAUUUCAUUGGCUGGUGAAUUUCAGAUAAAUUGACAAUGUUCAUACACUAUGGUGCAGUUACUGUUUGUUUAUUUUAAUUUGACAGAAACAGUUUUUUUGUUUCUGCAAUGUUUCAGUAAUGUUGCUGGCAAGGUUUUAGUGUUGGUAACAGCAUUGCUGUGAGGUUGGAUGAUGCAGCACACCAGCGGGCACUUCGGGCACUGAAGGCCUGUGUCACAUGAUAUGAAGGACAAUCAGAACCUGCUUGAGGGGGUGGUUUUAAAUUGAUCAAAUCUCAAUGUUGCCUCUCGUCACUUUUUAUUCAUGCUUUGCCAAAAAUCGCAUUUUUAUUUCUAUUCUCCAUUGUCUGUCAUAUAUUUUUUGCCUGAUAUGCAAGCCUGUAAAGACUGUUUAAUGUAGAUUUUUCAGAAAGGACAGAAAUGCCUUCCAGUCCUAAAGACUUUUUAACAACUUUGUUGCUGUUACACUGCAGAAGCAAAAGCUUUAAAAAAAAAUCAUAUGUGAAAAUCAAUUUAAUGUCACUUUUUGGGGGUCUAUAAAAAGAAAAGUUAUUUUCAUAACUAAACACUGGAUUCAUUGCAGAAUAUCAUGGCACUGGCAUCAGCAGUGUGGCAGAAAGUCUCAGAUAAAAAGUGGAAUCAUUGUACAACCUGACUAUGAGACCCACUGAGGAUGAUGAUGAUGAUUAUUGUUAUUAUUAUUAUUAUUAUUAUUAUUAUUAUUAUUAUUAUUAUUAUUUUGUUAUUAUUAUUAUUAUUUUUGGGUUGAUGUACUUUUUAACAUUGUGGGGAAUAUAACAUUGUGGGAAUAUUUGCAUUGUUUGGGCAAGUUAUUUAUCUUAAUUUUAAUGCAUUUGUUGUUGCCUUUAAUUAAAAAAAGAUGUAAAACAUUUA
Molecule: messenger RNA, 10943 nt
Organism: Silurus meridionalis
Lineage: Eukaryota; Metazoa; Chordata; Actinopteri; Siluriformes; Siluridae
Gene: bahcc1b
Product: BAH domain and coiled-coil containing 1b
Exons: 29
Coding region: 453-8561 (2702 amino acids)
Molecular function (GO): chromatin binding
Source: RefSeq, a predicted model, not a curated record